AGGCGCGCGCUCGCGUCCGGUCCGCGUGAGGCGCCUCGGCUCGCGGCCGCCGCUUCCGCGCCCCCCGCAGCGCAUCUCAACAUGUCGCGGCGGCGACACAGCGACGACAGCGAUGGGCAGCCCCACAAGAGGCGGAGGACGUCUGAGCCGUCGGAGAUCGAGGAGAGGCUCGAGUCCCUCAUCUGCAGAGUGGGAGAGAAGAGUAACUCAUCUUUGGAGAGCAACCUGGAGGGCCUAGCUGGUGUUUUGGAGGCUGAUCUGCCAAAUUACAAAAGCAAGAUACUAAGAAUACUGUGUACUGUUGCACGUCUGUUACCAGAGAAGCUUACCGUUUACACGACACUAGUUGGGUUGCUGAAUGCCAGGAACUACAAUUUUGGUGGGGAAUUCGUAGAAGCCAUGAUUCGUCAGCUGAAAGAAUGUCUGAAAGUCAAUAUGUAUAAUGAAGCUGUGCAUUUAGUUCGGUUUCUCUCUGAUCUUGUGAAUUGUCACGUAAUAGCUGCACCUUCAAUGGUAGCUAUGUUUGAGAACUUUGUGAGUGUGACACAGGAAGAAGAUGUACCCCAAGUACGAUGUGACUGGUAUAUGUUUGCUUUUCUAUCAUCUUUGCCUUGGGUUGGAAAAGAGUUAUAUGAGAAAAAGGAUGCUGAAAUGGAUCGUCUCUUGUCUCAGACAGAAAGCUAUCUGAAACGCCGCCAGAAGAUUCAUGUACCCAUGCUACAAGUGUGGACUGCUGAUAAACCACAUCCACAAGAAGAGUAUUUGGACUGCCUUUGGUCUCAGAUUCAGAAGCUGAAAAAGGACCGUUGGCAAGAGCGACACAUCCUGAGACCCUACUUGGCUUUUGACAGUAUUCUUUGUGAAGCGCUGCAGCACAAUCUGCCUCCCUUCACUCCUCCACCUCACACCGAGGAUUCGGUCUACCCCAUGCCAAGGGUUAUUUUUAGGAUGUUUGACUACACAGAUGACCCUGAGGGCCCUGUCAUGCCUGGCAGUCACUCUGUUGAACGAUUUGUAAUAGAAGAGAACCUUCACUGCAUCAUCAAGUCCCACUGGAAAGAGAGAAAGACUUGUGCUGCCCAGCUGUUGAGCUACCCAGGAAAUAACAAGAUCCCCUUGAACUACCACAUAGUUGAGGUGAUAUUUGCAGAGUUGUUUCAGCUUCCAUCUCCACCACACAUUGAAGUAAUGUAUACAACACUCCUGAUUGAACUGUGCAAACUUCAGCCUGGCUCCUUACCACAAGUACUUGCACAAGCCACAGAAAUGCUCUACAUGCGUUUGGAUACCAUGAAUACAACAUGUGUGGACAGAUUUAUUAAUUGGUUUUCUCACCACUUGAGCAACUUCCAAUUCCGUUGGAGCUGGGAAGAUUGGUCAGAUUGUCUUACUCAGGACCUUGAAAAGCCCAAGCCAAAAUUUGUGAGAGAGGUUUUGGAAAAGUGCAUGCGACUCUCCUACCAUCAGCGAAUAAUAGACAUUGUUCCUGCAAGUUUUUCUGUCCUCAGUCCUGCUAAUCCAAUGUGCAUUUACAAAUACGGAGAUGAAAGUAACAGGUCUCUUCCUGGAUAUACUGUGGCUCUUUGUUUAACAAUUGCAAUUAAAAAUAAGGCCAGUAACGAGGAAAUCUUCAGCAUUUUAAAAGAUGUGCCUAAUCCAAACCAGGAUGAUGAUGAUGAUGAAGGAUUUACUUUCAACCCUCUGAAAAUAGAAGUCUUUGUUCAGACUCUGCUCCAUCUAGCUGCAAAGUCUUUCAGCCACUCCUUCAGUGCCCUGGCAAAGUUUCAUGAAGUCUUCAAAACGCUUGCUGAAAGUGAUGAGGGGAAACUCCAUGUUCUGAGGGUUGUAUAUGAGGUUUGGAAGAAUCAUCCACAGAUGAUUGCUGUGCUUGUGGACAAGAUGAUUCGGACACAAAUUGUUGACUGUGCUGCAGUAGCAAACUGGAUCUUCUCUUCAGAGCUUGCACAUGAUUUUACUAGGUUUUAUAUCUGGGAGAUCUUACAUUCCACAAUUCGUAAGAUGAAUAAGCAUGUUCUGAAGAUCCACAAAGAACUGGAGGAGACUAAGGCAAGGUUGGCCAGGCAGCACAAAAGACGAGACAGUGACGAUGAUGAUGAUGACGAUGACCGGAGCAGUGAUCGGGAAGAUGGGCCGCUGGAAGAGCAGAUAGAGCGCUUGCAGGAGAAAGUGGAGUCAGCCCAGAGCGAGCAAAAGAAUCUCUUCCUUGUUAUAUUCCAGCGUUUCAUAAUGUUGUUAACUGAGCACUUAGUGCGCUGCGAGACGGGUGGAAUCGAUGUGUUCACACCUUGGUACAAGAGCUGUAUAGAGAGGUUGCAGCAGAUCUUCCUGCAGCAUCACCAGAUAAUCCAGCAGUACAUGGUGACCCUCGAGAACCUCUUGUUUACCGCUGAACUGGACCACCACAUACUGGCCGUGUUUCAGCAGUUCUGUGCUCUGCAGGCCUGAGGAUUACUCAUGGGCAGUCUCGUCUGCAGGACUUCAAUGGAAUACCUUUUUUUUUUCUUUUUUGUAAACGGGAAAACUUGACAUGGGGAUGAUUUUUUGACUGGCUUUCAUGUGCUCAUAUGUAAAACUACAGUACUCUAAACAACAGCAAACUGUGUAAGCAUCAUAAGCCUUACAAUAUACGUCUGAUAGGGGAUAGAUGUGAAGUAUUAGUUCUUUUUGUUGUCUUUUAAUCUGGUUUGACUCUUUGACUUCAUGAUAAUGUUUUUGUUUCUCCCUUGAUGUUUAUAUAAAAAUAAAAUCAGACAAAAAAAUCCAAAACAAACCAAAAAAAACCAACCCAGUCAACCAAAUAAUAGAAUUUGUUGUCUCUGCCUGGCAAUCAGAAGAACUGCAGAAAUGAAAAACAGUUCAUCAUGUUGUGUGAGUACGAAAGGGGAUGCACCUUCUCAGUGAGCACAGUGUGGUCAGUUUUCUAGUAUGGCACAGGAAAAGUGUCUUAACUUUGGGCAUGUGGAACAUUUGAGUUAAGCUUUCAAAGUAGUAUAAAAGCGUAAGGAUUUCUUUAUUGCUGAGCCAGAUGGAUUUUCACAGUUGAAAGAAGAUGGUUAUAAUACAAUUGAAAUACGUUUUUUAAAUGUAUUGCCUAGUAUCUGUCGCAGCUAUGAACAGCAGAGGAACUCCAUGGACAGCCUCUGGAAAGGGCAGUCCUUUUUGUGGCAUGGUCAAAGGAUCACCAUCACGGGUAAAUACAGGCAGUGAACAAGAGCUGGAGUGGAGCAGACUUUGAACUUCUGUACUGAGCCUUACCUGGGUGUUGGGAACUCCCGACCCAGAGGGCAGGGCAGAGGGCAGGACAGUGUUCAGCUGGUUGGUUUAUUUUGGCCUGUAACUGGUCAGGCUGCUGAGCUUGCGCUGGGCCAGAGCUGCAGGCCUGCAUUGGUGCCAGAAAUCUUUCUGGUAGUGAUGGUGAGUGAAGCAAGUGCCCUCACCUUGAUUAGUAGCAACUGCUUUGUGCUGGCUGCAUCUGCUGCCUUCCUCUUGUUUUAAAAUGUGACAACAGCACGUGUCUCCCAUGUCUUCAGAAAGUGUUUUAAUGUUGAAUUAAGUGAUAUCUCACAGGAGACUUAGACUGGGAAACCACAGCCUGUAAACAGUAGCCUUAGUUUUGAGUUAUGCAAGUCACCUGAAGUACAUAAAGGCCAAAGCAGAGUGGUGUGUAAAGGCACUGCCGUCGGGGCUCAGGUCUACCAGUCUGCAGCAUAUUCCCAAGCUGGUUACUGCAAUCUCUCCAUUUUGCGGCUGAAUGUUUAAGGAAUUCCAUACCCUGUGCUGUUCAGUUUAAGGUUAGAAAGUGGUGAGCUUUGAGUAAUUUUGUUCCUGUACAAAUUAUUUUUUCAAGUAUUAUACCUAGUAAUACAUUUCAUUCAUAUGUUGACCAAUUGAACCCCUGAUCAAGUGAGGAGGGUGGAAAAUGGAACUUUCUACUUGGAACGUUGACUUAAGCUUGUGUGUGGCCUGUAGCAACCCUAUGUAUCCUUGUAGGCCUCGAUCCAUUACUGCCGCUUGCUAUGCUUUCCCUUUUCUGGUUUGGCUGAUCCCUCCUUCUUUCAGGGUGUACUGUUAGUUGUUGUAAAUUUGCUUUACACAAGCGUCUUGUCAGUCAGGCACAGAUUUCUGCUUCAGAUCUUUCUCUUUUAAUGUUCUUGAGUAAUCAAAUAGUUGUGGGGUUUUUUUUAAGAAAAACUUAAUACUGUAGAGGUUUUAAUUGGGGUUUAGUAGUUUUUUCACUGGCUCGGAUCACUAUCAGAGUUCUGAUAUUAGCUAAUGGUGUGGGGAUCUGACUCUAAAUAUGACUUCUGUAAAACUGAUAAUGCGGUUCAAACUUGCCAACCUGUCACUUCCUUUGAGCCGUGACAAAUACGGGUGGCUGGGGAUCCAGUUGCAAAUGCCUGAGCGUAAUUGUGUGAUUUAAAACCAAACACCCAUAUCUUUCAAAAUGGAUUUGACUGCCAUGGUGCGAGGGUGGGCUUUGAUUAUAUUUCUUGAGCCUGUGAGACACCUUCCUGCUCCAUGGGUCCGGUGGCGUCCACCUGACUUGACUGAGAAACUGUUUGGGUCUGUAGGCAGCGAGGUGCUUGCGUAUUGACACCAGCAGCUAACUGGCGCAACUUGGAACUGCUGAAGCGUGAGGUGGUGGAUAGCGUAAAGAUGCUGUAGAAACAUGGUGUGGUUGGAAAAAAUGCACAACUAAAGACAAAAAUAAAUG
Colius striatus (speckled mousebird) is the source of this 4735-nucleotide messenger RNA. It is a transcript of the gene NCBP1, whose product is annotated as nuclear cap binding protein subunit 1. The coding region runs from base 82 to 2466 and encodes 794 amino acids. Gene Ontology annotation, cellular component: nuclear cap binding complex; nucleus. Gene Ontology annotation, molecular function: protein binding; RNA cap binding; mRNA binding. Lineage: Eukaryota; Metazoa; Chordata; Aves; Coliiformes; Coliidae. The record is from RefSeq and is a predicted model, not a curated record. The transcript is spliced from 23 exons. Gene Ontology annotation, biological process: mRNA export from nucleus; regulation of mRNA processing; nuclear-transcribed mRNA catabolic process, nonsense-mediated decay.